GAAGGGUUGGUUCUCCCAGCUAACAGACUCAGAGCAGGCAGGACCCCAGCUUCCAGGCUGAAUCCAGCGAAGCGUUUCCCUACGGGCGAGCCAGCGGCGAGGAGGGACGCGGGACCGCGCUGCCGCUUUAAGAGGGCGCUGGGACAGACAGACGGGACAGACAGACGUCCACAUCCGGUUCAGAGGUGGCCGAGCAGCCUGCGGGCACGGCAAGAAGCUCCUCGCCUGCUCCCAGGCACCCGCGAGGAUGGUGCUGGUCUCCUUCCUCCAGCGAUGCGUCCUGCUCCUCCUCUUGCCCGUCCACGUUCUCGCCUGCCUGGGCUUGUGGGACUCCUUCUACAAGAAAGUUUUCCCGUACAUCAUGGCCAAGGUGGCGUCCAUCUACAACCAGAAGGUCUACAAGCAGAAACAAGAGCUCUUCAGCAACCUGAGACAAUUCGCGAGUCCUUCGGGCCAGCUCACGCUGGUGGAGAUCGGCACGGGCACUGGCACCAACUUCCAGUUCUACCCCCCAGGCUGCCGGCUGACCUGCACCGACCCCAAUCCCAACUUCAGAAAGUUCCUCCUCAAGAGCCUCUCGGAGAAUCAACACCUUCAGCUUGAACGUUCGGUGGUUGCUUCUGGCGAGGAUCUGCACCAAAUCCCGGACGGCGCCGCGGACGCGGUGGUGUGCACCUUGGUGCUGUGCUCGGUGACCGACGUCCCGCGGGUCCUGAGGGAGGUCCUGCGGGUGCUCAGGCUGGGUGGAGCUUUCUACUUCUUGGAGCACGUGGCUGCAGAUCAUUCCAGCUGGACCUACUUUUGGCAAAAGGUUUGUGACCCAGCCUGGAAGUAUUUUGGAGAUGGGUGUUCCCUGAGCAGAGAGACACAGAAGGAGCUGGAGAAAAUUAAUUUCUCAGAACUGAAUUUGAGGCGCAUUCACGUCACACCUUACUGGAUUCCUACUAGCCCCCAUAUCAUUGGGUAUGCAGUAAAAUAAACGACCACAAACGAGCACGGUGGGACACGGGACCUCCCUUCAGUACUCCCGUCACGCUUUGCAGGAGGUUUUUCACCCUUCCAGUCAGCUCAAAUCCAGCAGCUGGCCACCAAAAUAAAAGUAUGGAAAAUGUCCUGAGCUCACGCAAUCACAUUCUUCCAUUUCUGAGGCAGGUUUUCUGGGUAGAGCUCUGAACUAGAGCUGCUGCAUAGGGACCAGGCAAGCUGGAAACAAAGCCUGCACAACACAUUUCAGUCCAGUACAAAAUAAAGGAGGCGUCAGCAUCUUAGAGAGGUGAGACGGGGGAGAAUGGAACAGAAGAUACGUGUGAGCGAGUACAGAGGGCGAAGGUUUUUCUAGGGCCAGAGAAUAAUUCCCAACCUCUAACGCUUCCGAUACAGGCCACAUGCAUAAUAGAUAGAGCAUCAGGAGGAGCGUUUUCAUUUCAGUCUUCCCAUUAUGAUCUGUAUUUACGAGCAGACGUUCCCUCGCCCGUGCCAGCAGAGCCCUCCCUGACAGGACUGCUCUUUCUUCGGGGAAGUGCUCCUUACAACACCGCUUCUCUAGGCGUAAUUCUCACUGGCCAGGAGAUGCUAACGCUGUCAGUGCAGAUUUCACUUGAAACAGCCACCUACAAAGCAAAAAAAACCCCCAAACCCAGAACUUUUUUUACACGGGGAGAAAACGGGUAUUUGUUAAAUCGGGUGGUAGAAAUCUCACCUCCGCUGUAAAACGCUGUUACUAGAGCAGCCGUGUCCUUAGAGCCCUUUUGUCACGCUCUACUAACUUGUUUUUCCUGUGCUUCAACGCUUCAAUUUCUGCUCUCGCUCCAAUCUAGAUCACACCUUAAAGAGGCCUCUUCAAAAAGCCCGGACUUUCAUUAGAAAUGUUUUCCAGUUAAACUCCCCUAGGACACCAAGAGAAGGUUCUGCUCUCUCGGUCACUGUUCCACCUUUUCUAUGAUUUCCUGCAGUAUAGGAGAAAAGUAUUAAAACCUGGUAGAGAUUUUAUUUAUAACAAAAUAAUGCAUUAAUGUCUCUUAUUCUGUGCUCCAUACACAUCCAACUGGUCUACACUGAAAGCAAUUCCCACAGUUCAAACCCGUUUCUCUAACGUGGUUGCCACAAGGUGGAGGUAUGAAGGUACAACAGUUUGUUAACGAAGUGUCUAAUAACGACACUGGAUUUUCUAUUUGCUUUAUUACCACUAGAGGGAGGAGGUAACUCGUCGGACAGCGGGACUACUUAUCACUCACCAGCAAGACAAAAUUCCCCAAUGCAAUUCACGUUAGAACUGCCUUGAUGAGGGCCUUUAAGGCCUCCGUUCCCUCCAGGAGGCUCACCUGGAGCACAGCAAUUAAAUGCUGGCGGUUAAUCUACACACCUGCCAAGCCCUUCGAAAACGCACUGGCGACUGCAAAGUUGAAAACGUUUUACAGAAGGUGUUUAGCAUAGAACAGGCUGUUCAUGGUUGGCUCAAGCUUGUGGAGGCAGUAAACCCAAGCCAUGCGCCAUACGCAGCGAUUACCCGAUUAAUAAGUUGUUUUAUCUCUGGUCCACAAUUCCCAUCAGAGAUCUGGAAGAUAACUGAGAAAAGCAAGCUCAUUCCCUGCCAAGGAGCCCGUACGCACACAUUGUGCAACUGGGAUAGAACUUACGUAGAACUUGUGUAGCUUUAGUAGCUAAACGUGCUGACGCCUCAGGCCACAAGCUGUGAACUUUCACCUCGUCGAGUAAAAGAAUGUCCCAGAGCUGGUCCAAGCCAGGAGAUAAAGCGGUCAGUCAUCAGCGGAACCUUCAACCUUAGAGAUAAGAAACUGUUUGCCUACAGACAAUGGGAGGACCCCAGACCCUAAUAUUACUACUGGUCUGAACUGUCGCGUGAGGAGUGGGGAAUUUAGACUGUAAGGGUAUAAUUGCCCUGGGAUUUCGUUGUUCAAGGUCCCUCUUCAGAGGCAUCCAGCUCAAACUGUAGCACUAUUAAUAAAAAGGACGGUAUAGAAGAAUCUCCUUUUGGCUUACUGAUUCAGUGGAAACCUAGAGUGGAACCCUGUUCCGGUGGCUGGCACGUGUGAUUUCCAUAACACACACACCCCAAAGUAUUUCAGGCAUCCACAAAAAGUGGAAAGACUGCAAACUGCUGUUGCAGAGAGAGCACAGGGCAAGUAGCCGACUAGCUCAUGCAGCUACUUACAACGGGGUGGUAAAUUAACUCUUAAACAAACGCCUUUUAACUGAAAUGUUAAUCAGACUCCUAAUGAA
Messenger RNA from Athene cunicularia (burrowing owl), 3240 nucleotides. Its product is annotated as methyltransferase-like protein 7A. Gene Ontology annotation, molecular function: S-adenosylmethionine-dependent methyltransferase activity. The record is from RefSeq and is a predicted model, not a curated record. The transcript is spliced from 2 exons. Lineage: Eukaryota; Metazoa; Chordata; Aves; Strigiformes; Strigidae. The coding region runs from base 248 to 979 and encodes 243 amino acids.